Molecule: messenger RNA, 1329 nt
Organism: Closterium sp. Yama58-4
Lineage: Eukaryota; Viridiplantae; Streptophyta; Zygnematophyceae; Desmidiales; Closteriaceae
Source: the annotation of a GenBank genome assembly
AUGGACGCAGAGAUGGCUUCCUGGAAGUCCACAGGCACCUACGUUGACGAGGUUCCUCCACCUGGGGCGAACAUCGUCAGUGGCAUGUGGAUUUUCAGGGUGAAGCGGCCGCCGGGUUCUCCGCCUGUCUUCAAGGCGCACUACGUGGCUCGAGGCUUCAGUCAGCGGCAGGGAGUUGACUACUUUCAGACCUUCUCUCCCACCCCGAAGAUGACCACUCUUCGGGUACUACUACACAUAGCCACUCACCGUGACUACGAGCUUCACUCUCUGGACUUCAGCACAGCUUUCCUACAGGGCAGCCUGCACGAGGAGAUCUGGCUGCGCCGCCCACCUGGCUUCACUGGGUCGUUUCCUCCUGGUACCCAGUGGAGCCUCCGGCGGCCAGUCUACGGUCUCCGCCAGGCGCCGCGUGAGUGGCACGACACACUGAGGACUACGCUUGCGGCUCUUGGGUUUGCUCCUUCUACUGCAGACCCGUCGCUGUUUCUACGCACCGACACCUCUUUGCCGCCGUUCUACAUCCUCGUGUACAUCGACGACUUGAUCACUCGGGACAGAGCACGGCGCACCAUUACCCUGACUCAGUCACACAUGGUGCAGCAGGUCCUUCAGCGCUUCGACUUCACGUACUCCUCGCCUCAGUCCACUCCUCUGUCUACUCGCCACUCGCUCUCAGCUCUGCCUUCGGAUGAGUGCGUAGAGCCGAGUGGCCUGUACCCAGAGCUUGUUGGCUGUCUCAUGUACCUGAUGACCUGCACACGACCUGACCUGGCCUACCCAUUUAGCAUACUGGCACGCUAUGUUGCUCCUGGGAGACACCGACCAGAGCACAUGGCUGCAGCGAAGAGGGUGUUGUGCUACUUGUGCAGUACGUCGGGCAUGGGGCUCGUGCUUGGAGGGCGGAGUCGAGUGGUCCUCACUGGUCACGCAGACGCGUCUUGGGUUGACGACCUGGCUACUCAGCGGUCGUCACAGGGUUACACCUUCAGCCUUGGAGCCAUGGCUGCACAGGAGUUACGCUGGCUGACCUACCUGCUGACUGACCUUGGAGAGCCGCCUCGUUCUCCUCCAGUUCUGUACGUAGACAACAAGGCCAUGCUGGCCUUGUGUCGGGAGCACAGACUGGAGCACAGAACGAAGCACAUUGCUCUUCGCUACUUCCUUGCUCGUGAGCUGCAGCAGCGUGGUCAGCUGCGCCUUGCUUACGUGGCCUCUCAGGCCAACACUGCUGAUAUCUUCACCAAGGCUCUUCAGCCUUGUGAUCAUCAGCGCUUUUGUACGAUGCUAGGUCUUGUGCCUACCCAGCCUCACUUGCUUACCUCUUGA